Molecule: messenger RNA, 4253 nt
Organism: Chroicocephalus ridibundus (black-headed gull)
Lineage: Eukaryota; Metazoa; Chordata; Aves; Charadriiformes; Laridae
Gene: KIF23
Product: kinesin family member 23
Exons: 20
Coding region: 100-2667 (855 amino acids)
Biological process (GO): mitotic spindle midzone assembly; microtubule-based movement
Cellular component (GO): nucleus; microtubule; kinesin complex
Molecular function (GO): ATP hydrolysis activity; microtubule motor activity; ATP binding
Source: RefSeq, a predicted model, not a curated record
GCGCGCAGGCACGCCGGUCGGGGGCAGUGCCGGAGCCCGGGCCGAGAGGCGGCAGCGCCUGACUCUAUCGCGACAGCCCGCUCCCUCCCCCGCCGCGACAUGAUGGCGACUAGGGCCAAGAAGCCGCGGAGGCCGAUACUGAAGAAGCCGUCCAACCCCAGCCUGAGGGACCCCGUGGGGGUGUACUGCAGGGUGCGGCCGCUCAGCCGCCCGGACCAGGAGUGCUGCAUCGAGGUCAUCAGCGACACCACCGUGCAGAUGCACCCGCCCGACGGCUACAGGAUAUUCCGCAACGGGGAGUACCGAGAGACACAGUAUUCAUUUAAAGAAGUGUUUGGCACCCUUGUUGUUCAGAAGAAGGUUUUUGAUGUGGUGGCUAAACCUCUAGUAGAAGAUCUCAUUCGUGGGAAAAAUGGUCUUCUUUUUACAUAUGGCGUGACAGGCAGUGGAAAAACACACACCAUGACAGGGUCUCCUGGUGAUGGAGGACUUCUCCCGCGAUGUUUGGAUAUGAUCUUCAACAGUAUAGGACCGUUCCAGGCCAAGCGAUUUGUUUUUAAGCUUGAUGACAAGAAUGGUGUGGAUGUCCAGUGUGAAGUAGAUGCUCUCUUAGAGCGCCAGAAAAGAGAUGUCAUGCCUGUUCCAAAACCUACACCUGGCAAGCGACAAAUAGACCCAGAAAUUGCUGAUAUGAUCAAUGUGCAAGAUCAGUGCAAGGUGGAAGAAGUGGAUGAAGAUAACGUCUACUGUGUCUUUGUCUCCUAUAUUGAGAUCUACAACAACUACAUAUAUGACCUCUUGGAGGAAGCUCCCUUUGAUCCUAUAAAACCAAAGUGGAACAAUUGCAACACUCCUGUGCGAAAUGGUGACUUUAUACCUCCGCAAUCCAAAAUACUUCGUGAGGACCAGAAUCACAACAUGUAUGUCACAGGAUGCACAGAAGUAGAAGUGAAAUCUACAGAAGAAGCUUUUGAAGUGUUCUGGAGAGGUCAAAAGAAGAGGCGUAUUGCGAACACUCAGCUGAAUCGGGAAUCUAGUCGCUCUCACAGUGUUUUUAUAAUAAAGUUGGCUCAGGCCCCCCUGGAUGCGGAUGGAGAUAAAGUGCUACAGGAGAAAGAACAGAUCACUUUAAGCCAGCUGUCUCUAGUUGAUCUGGCUGGAAGCGAAAGAACUAACAGAACAAAAGCCGAAGGGAACAGGUUGCGAGAAGCAGGUAAUAUUAAUCAGUCCCUAAUGACAUUAAGAACAUGUAUUGAAGUUCUAAGGGAAAACCAGAUGUACGGAUUAAAUAAGAUGGUUCCAUACAGAGAUUCCAAACUGACUCAUCUUUUCAAGAACUAUUUUGAUGGUGAAGGCAAAGUGCGUAUGAUUGUAUGUGUUAAUCCUAAAGCUGAGGACUACGAGGAAAGCUUGCAAGUCAUGCGCUUCGCAGAAAUGACGCAGGAGGUCGAAGUUGCGAGACCUGUUGACAGACCGCUCUGUGGCUUAACGCCGGGACGGCGCUUUAGGAAUCAGGCCUUCCAAGAGGAACUCUCAAGGAAACUGGAGAUGCGGGGCGGCCCAGUAGAUGCAGAAACAGAAGAGCAAUCUGUUUUAGAAACAAUUCUGCAGAACUUUCCUCCAUUGCCCACAUGUGAGCUAUUGGAUAUUAAUGAUGAUCAAACACUUCCAAAGCUUAUUGAAGUGCUGGAAAAACGCCAUAAACUACGACAAAUGUUGAUAAAGGAAUUCUCCAAAGCUGUGCUUACCUUUAAAACAGUGCUGCAAGAAUUUGACUGCAGUGUUGCAUCCAAGGAAAACUAUAUUAAAGGAAGACUGUCUGAAAAAGAGAAAACAAUAGCAGGACAGAAAACAGAGAUAGAGCGCCUGGAGAAGAAAAUUAAAACUUUGGAAUACAAGAUUGAGAUCUUAGAGAAAACUGCAACAAUUUAUGAAGAAGACAAGCGUAAUCUUCAGCAAGAACUAGAAAGCAAGAGCCAGAAAUUGCAGCGUCAGGCUUCUGACAAGCGUAGAUUGGAGGCACGGUUUCAAGGCAUGGUGGCAGAAACAACCAUGAAAUGGGAGAAGGAGUGUGAGCGUCGGGUAGCAGCAAAGCAGCUGGAGAUGCAGAACAAACUUUGGGUCAAAGACGAAAAGCUGAAGCAACUGAAGGCCAUUGUUACUGAACCAAAAAAUGACAAGCCAGAGAGGCCUUCGCGGGAGAGAGACCGAGAGAAGCCUGUUCAGCGAUCAGUGUCUCCUUCACCAGUACCUCCUUCUAGUAACUUUAUUGCUCAGGUCCCUAACAGCCAGCAGCUCGUGAGCAACCCGCAGGUUCACAGGCGUUCUAAUUCUUGUAGCAGCAUUUCUGUGGCAUCCUGUGUUAUGGAAUGGGAGCAGAAAACCCCUUCGCACAAGCAUACCAGUGGCACUUCUAAUGCCAGGAGUAGACAACAAGAACCAGAACAAAGUAGAGACUGUUACACCUCAGACAGAAGGCGAGGGAUGUGCUGGACUGGAGUCAUUGAGGUUCCCAGGCGUAGAGAUGAGCUAGAAAUAGAAGAGGAUCAAUGCUGCAGGCCUGCAAUUUACCAUAGUCUGUUUGGGCAACUUAAAAGGUGGUCUCAUGAGCCGUGUCUGCAAAUGUCUGCUGGAAAUAGUGCUUGGACAAACAUCUCAUUUGUGUGACUUAACUUUAACUUAACUUAGUCUUCCCUAACUUUCACAUCUGCCUUAAAACUGUGGGCUUUGCUUACAGGUGGGAGCUUUUUCUCUCAUUAAACUGGUGCGUGGAAAUGUUUGUAUCGGUGGUGUCUCUGUCAUGUUGUGGCACUGUCGCAGUGGCUCAGGUAAAUCAAAGAGAAUUAUACAACCCCAGCCUCCUGGGAGCUUCUCGAGAGGAGGAAAGCGUAUUGUGGUAUGAUUCAUUUCCGACAGUGUUCUCAGAGCUUCUGUCGCUUGCUGGCCCUUUGAAGUAAGGGACAUGCUUUUAAGCAACUGCUAUUCCAAUGAACCGAUACAGGAAGCACUGUCAGCAGGGCGAGGGAUGUGGGCUCUGCCACAGGAAAACGUGACCAGUAGUAGCGUGCCCUCUCCUUAGAACAAAGCUUCUAAGGCACCUUGGCAGAAUCGUUUCAAAAUACCAUCAACAGAAAUAAGUACUUGCCCACUUAAAGCGGAGGGGAAAAAGUAUUGAAAUUCUUUUUUUUAAUGGAAGAUUUUUGGCUGAAAGCCACAUUUCCCUAUAUACUCUUAAUUUUGAAGAGCUGCUUUGGACUUGUAAGAGGCUUAUCUGUAAAGGGUACAUCCAAUCUCAUGUCUGUUGAUUGAAGAAAUCCUGAUUGAUGCUCAUCACCUGAAAAUACAGUGGAUAUAAUUUGCAGUCAUAGGUUUGGAUUGUGUAACCCCCCCGUGAUUUGGAGGUGUCUGGCAUUAGUAUGUAAGUGGAACAGAGAGUCUGCAAAAACUCCUUCAAAAGCCCAUUCAAAGAUCUUGAAGGCAGACAAGUUUUUAAACAAGUUUCCAGAUAUUUUUUUUCUGAUUUCCCUGAGCAACUGACAAUAAUGUUCAUAAAAUAAACAUGUGAGCUUCAAGCACUUCUCAUGGGUUUCCAACAGCUGAGUUGAGAAGCAAUAGCACUAGGACGGGGGACGCUUCCUCUGCUCCACUCAGAAGUGUUAGGAGGUUUUGUAUCCUUCAGAGAUGUUGGAAAUCCAUACUCAGUCUGCUUGCUUCGCCACCUCAGCCAUACAUUUUGAUCCAUGAAUGCACCCAUGGAAACACAAAUGUCUCUUUUCUGGUUGGUUAAUAUGUUCAUAGCAAUCUGUUUUGAUUUGGAAACUUGGGAGGAGCGUUACCAAACAUAAAGAUGUCCUCCUUGAGGAAACUUGACUAGGUAUGGAAUGCAACAGAUUGGAUAAUGCUGGACUAAAAUUUACAAGAAAUAGGAAUUGGCACAGAAAUAAUCUGUUAAUAAUUUUAUGCAAGGCUCUUGGUAACGGUGCCUUUCAGGAUGCACUCGUAAAGCGUUCUAGGAAUGAAGCUUUGAUCUUCAUACAAACACAUCUUAACCAGACCUGCAAAGUUCACUUCUGCUAAUGAUAUCCUUUGAGAGAUUUACUAUGUGCUGACUUCUUCUGAUUCUCUUCCACUCUGAUCAGAAUGCACCUCCGGUUCGCCUCAGACACAGACGGUCGCGCUCAGCUGGGGAGAGAUGGGUAGAUCAUAAGCCACCUUCUAAUCUGCCCACUGAGACAGUCAUGCAGCCGCAUGUC